Molecule: messenger RNA, 4814 nt
Organism: Hemicordylus capensis (graceful crag lizard)
Lineage: Eukaryota; Metazoa; Chordata; Lepidosauria; Squamata; Cordylidae
Gene: INTS3
Product: integrator complex subunit 3
Exons: 30
Coding region: 686-3784 (1032 amino acids)
Cellular component (GO): cytoplasm
Source: RefSeq, a predicted model, not a curated record
CGUUCCCUCACACACUCGCUCAUCCCAAGCACUGACUUCCGGUGUUGUGCGGUUGGGUGGGGGGCGAGGAGGCGCACGCUCCCCCCCUCCCUACCCCCCCACCGGUGUAGAGACCCCCCCUCUUUCUAUAUACCCCCCUCAACUAUUUGUUCCUGAGGGGGGGUGAAAGAGAGACACGCCUACAAAGAGAGUCCCCCUCCCCACAGGCUCCCAAGCCCCGCCCCCAGGGGCUGAAGCCCCGCCCCCAGAAGCCCCCCGCGCCCCGCCCUCCCAAAGCCAAGAGGACCCCACCCCACACAUCCCCCCCAGUGAUGACCCCCUCCCCCUUCACCCCCAGGUCUUCCUCUACUGAGCACACACAAUCCCCUCAAAAUUAGGAACCUCCCCACCCCCAUAUAGGUUUUGGAGAAGACUUAAAUUGUCCCUGUUUCCCCCCCAAAGUGCUCCCCUUUAAAGAGGGUGAGGUGUCACACAGAAGAAAGGUGUGUGUGGGGUCUUACUGUCAAUCCCUCCCCUCCACUUAGACACCCCAGAUCUAUUCCCCCACUCCCCAUAGGGAAUUGAGGAAAGCCCCCGGGGUGGGGUGAGUGUGGGGCAUCCCCAUCCAUCUCACCCCCCACCCCACAUUGGUAAGGGAGAGAGAGCGUGCUGUGAGGGAGCAAGGGGGUGCCCCCCCCAGUCUGCUAUGGAGAUGCAGAAGGGGAAAGGGGGCACAGCAGCUGCAGCAAGUGGAGGAGGAGGAGGAGGAGGAGGAGGGAAAUUGCUGAUCUACACCAGCUUGGAUGCCAAGGAUGAGUUAGAGGAGAGGCUCGAAAGAUGCAUGGGCACCGUGACGUCUCUGACUGGCGGGGUCUCGGAGAGGGAAGCCAACGACGCCUUGAACGCUCACGUGUGCAAAGGAGCCCCCCAGCAUGAGGAGAUCUGCCUGGGGCUCUUCACCGUGAUCCUCACCGAGCCGGCUCAAGCCCAGAAGAGUUACCGGGACCUGGCGCUGGUGAGCCGAGAUGGAAUGAACACCGUGCUGAAUAAGAUGAACCAGAUUCUGAUGGAGAAGUACCUGAAGCUUCAGGACACGUGUCGCACGCAGCUGGUGUGGCUGCUGCGGGAAAUGGUACGGAGUGGUGUCCUUGGCAUCGACGGCAUCUGCAUGACCUUCAUGAAGCAGAUCGCAGGUGGAGAUGUGACAGCAAAGAAUAUUUGGCUGGCAGAGAACAUCCUCGACAUGCUCACGGAGCAGAGGGAGUGGGUGCUGAAGAGCGCCAUGCUGAUCGCCAUGUCGGUGUACACCUACCUGCGCCUCAUCGUGGACCACCACGGCUCCCCGCCCCUGCAGGCCCUGCGCCAGAAGGAGGUGGAUUUCUGCAUCUCCCUGCUCCGCGACCGGUUCAUGGAUUGCUUCAUGAUUGGCCGGGACCUGGUGAGACUCCUGCAGAACGUUGCUAGGAUACCCGAGUUUGAGCAGCUGUGGAAGGACAUCAUCCACAACCCACAGGCUCUGAGUGCACAGUUCACAGGCGUGUUGCAGCUGCUGCAGUCCCGGACGUCCCGUAAGUUCCUGGCUUGCCGCCUGACGCCAGACAUGGAGACGAAGCUGCUCUUCAUGACCUCUCGGGUCCGCUUUGGCCAGCAGAAGCGCUACCAGGACUGGUUCCAGCGGCAGUACCUCUCCACCCCGGACAGCCAGUCCCUGCGCUGCGACCUGAUCCGCUACAUCUGCGGGGUGGUCCACCCCUCCAACGAGGUGCUGAGCUCCGACAUCCUCCCUCGCUGGGCCAUCAUCGGCUGGCUGCUCACCACCUGCACGUCCAACGUCGCUGCUUCCAACGCCAAGCUGGCCUUGUUCUACGACUGGCUCUUCUUCAACCCCGAGAAGGACAGCAUCAUGAACAUCGAGCCCGCCAUCCUCGUCAUGCAUCACUCCAUGAAACCCCACCCAGCCAUCACUGCCACCCUGCUGGACUUCAUGUGUCGGAUCAUUCCUAACUUUUACCCUGCCCUGGAGGCCCACGUGCGGCAAGGCGUCUUCAACUCCCUCACACACAUCGUGGAGAAGCGAGUCCUGGCGCAUCUGGCUCCCCUCUUUGACAACCCGAAACUGGACAAGGAGCUGCGGGCCAUGCUGAGAGAGAAGUUCCCGGAGUUCUGCAGUUCUCCCUCGCCCCCCGUCGAAGUCAAAAUUGAGGAGCCCGUCUCCAUGGAGAUGGACAACCACGUGUCUGACAAGGAUGACAGUUGCUAUGACAACGCGGAGGCCGCCUUCAGCGACGACGAGGAGGACUUGACGAGCAAAGGGAAGAAGAGGGAAUUCCGGUUUCACCCCAUCAAAGAAGCCGUCGUUGAAGAGCCGGUGGACAUCACGCCCUUCUUGGACCAGUUGGACGAGUCUUUGAAGGAUAAAGUCCUUCUGCUGCAGAAGGGGAGCGAUACAGAAGCCCAGUGUGAGGUCAUGCAGGAAAUCGUGGAUCAAGUCCUGGAGGAGGAUUUUGACCAGGAGCAGCUCUCGGUCCUCGCUUCCUGCCUGCAGGAGCUCUUCAAGGCUCACUUCCGUGGGGAGGUCCUGCCGGAAGAAAUCACAGAGGAGUCUCUCGAGGAAUCUGUGGGGAAGCCGCUUUACCUAAUAUUUAGGAACCUCUGCCAGAUGCAGGAGGAGAACAGCAGCUUCUCCGUGCUCCUGGACCUCCUGUCCGAGCUCUAUCAGAAGCAGCCCAAGAUCGGCUACCACCUUCUCUAUUACUUAAAAGCCAGCAAAGCCGCGGCCGGGAAGAUGAGCCUCUACGAGUCCUUUGCGCAGGCCACGCAGCUGGGCGACCUGCACACCUGCCUGAUGAUGGACAUGAAGGCCUGUCAGGAGGACGACGUCCGGCUCCUCUGCUACCUCACGCCUUCCAUCUACACCGAGUUUCCAGACGAGACCCUGCGGAGCGGGGAGCUGUUGAACAUGAUCGUGGCUGUCAUUGACUCGGCUCAGCUGCAGGAGCUGGUUUGCCACGUCAUGAUGGGCAACUUGGUGAUGUUCCGGAAGGACUCGGUCCUUAACAUCCUGAUUCAGAGCUUGGACUGGGAGACCUUUGAGCAGUACUGCACAUGGCAGCUCUUCCUGGCCCACAACAUCCCCCUGGAGACCAUCAUCCCCAUCCUAGAGAAUCUCAAGUAUAAAGAACACCCCGAGGCCCUGUCCUGCUUGUUGCUGCAGCUGCGGCGGGAAAAGCCAAGCGAGGAGAUGGUGAAAAUGGUGCUCAGCCGGCCGUGCCACCCAGACGACCAGUUCACCACCAGCAUCCUCCGGCACUGGUGCAUCAAACACGACGACCUCCUGGCUGAGCACAUCAAGUCCCUCUUGAUCAAGAACAACAGCCUGCCCCGGAAACGCCAAAGCCUGCGGAGUUCCAGCAGCAAACUCGCCCAGCUGACUUUGGAGCAGAUCUUGGAGCACCUGGACAACCUACGCCUGAACCUCACCAACACCAAACAAAAUUUUUUCAGCCAAACCCCGAUCCUUCAGGCUCUGCAGCACGUCCAGGCCAGCUGCGACGAGGCCCACAAGAUGAAGUUCAGUGACCUCUUCUCCCUGGCCGAGGAGUACGAAGACUCCUCCAGCAAGCCCCCCAAGAGCCGCCGGAAAGCCACGGUCUCCAGCCCCCGUAGCCGCAAGAACGCAGCCCAGCCCGCCAACAACGAGGAGGAGUCCGCCUCCAGCAGCGCCUCCGAAGAGGAAGACACCAAACCCAAACCGACGAAGCGGAAGCGGAAAGGUUCCUCGGCGGUUGGCUCGGACAGUGACUGAGUGGGGGGUGGAGGGGCCUGGCAGUGCCGUGGGCCUGCCCUGCCGCCAAUCCGCCCCGUUGUUGCCAGCAGCCCCCGGGGCGGCAGCCGCAGCGAGUGGACCCGGAGAGGCUGGACAGACGGCGUCGGCAGUGAGGGGCUGCUCCGGAGGGACCCCCCUGCGGACUGGAACGCGCCCCCCUCCUCCGCCCCUUCCCCGACCUCCGCCCUGGCCACCUGGUCCCCUCCCCGCCACACGAGCCACGCUUCUCUCGCGCCGGGCAUUGCCCUCCUCCGCCUUGCCUUUCCGUCUUUGCACAGACACAGCCGGGGAAGGGGAGGUGACUCUUGGGGGGUGGGGUGGGGGGGGCGUUCUGGAAGACACGGGUCACCCCAGCCACGGAAGCAGCCGUGGGCCCGAGAGAGAGAGAGAGACUGUGUCGGCCUCCCCUCUCCUCCUCCUCCUUGAAAUGUAAAUAAAUGGUGUGAACCGGUCUGCUGCUCCAUUGGUGCUUCUGGCUAGGGAGGGAAAUCCCAGGACGGGGCUCAUCUGGGGCCGCCCGGCCAGGCCCCCCCCCCGCUCUUUUUCCGGGCAUCCCGCUUUCUCUUCAGCCAAGAAGUACCAUUUCCUACUUUCCCCCCUCCCUCCAAAAAGGGGCGAAGACGCCUGCUGUUCCUUUCCUGCCGAGCACAUUCUGGUCACCACGCAAGCCUCCAACACUCCCCCCACCCCUGCCCCACAACUUGGCUUUCUGCGGCCUCCUUGCCACUCCCAAGGCCCCGGACAUCUCACCACCCCACCCCACCGCACCCCCAGCUGGGAUAUUGACACAGAGGCCGGUAUCCCAAGGCGCCCCCCCCCCCCGCUAACUUCAAGGAGCAACUCCCUUCCGCAGCGCCCACUGGGAAGGAGCUUACGGAGGGAACACAGCGGCAGGCAAGCCAGAGAAGAUGGUAGAUCUAUUUUUAAUUCCCUGUCCACCCACCGAGAGAUUAUCAUUUUUAAGUGGUUUUUAAAGAGACAAUAAAAACUGUCGACCUGUUUUGUACAA